This is a messenger RNA of Lentinula edodes (shiitake mushroom), 1432 nucleotides long. RefSeq lists its product as uncharacterized. The record is from RefSeq and is a predicted model, not a curated record. Lineage: Eukaryota; Fungi; Basidiomycota; Agaricomycetes; Agaricales; Omphalotaceae. The transcript is spliced from 2 exons. The coding region runs from base 371 to 1270 and encodes 299 amino acids.
UUCUUCUCUCAAGCCCGACUGGUCCCCGUAUGUCUCUCGUUUAAUCCUCGCCUGCUCGUCUUGUGACGGGCCUGGGAGAAAGCCUAUACUUAUGAGCUACAAAUAUUAUGCACUUGUAGACUUGAGGUCGAGAUAUUAUCCAAUAAGUUUCAAAAAAACGUUGCAUUUCCUCAAACCGGGCGUGGCUAUUACUAUCCGGAUAGUAAUGGGGGAUACUCAGGAAGUGAUUCGAACCCAGUGGUGAAUUUUGCCUUUCUAUUCUCUUCAAGGGGUCCUCAGUACUAACAUAAGGCGCAAACAGCAGGUUUCACCAGUUCCUGGACGCCCCUUACAGCACCACCGCUCUCGCGCUCAGUCCUAUGCCUCUAGAAUGUCCGCUCUUGCCCGUAGAAACGCUCGCAGCUUAUCUUCUCAUCCAGUCCCUACUUAUGGCCAGUCUACGGAAACGCGGUACUACGAGGCACCCUCCCGCGAGUCUCUGCUUUGGAAAGUCGAUCCUGCCGCAGAGCAGACGGAGAGUAUGGACAGAAUUUCGGGAAGCACAUUCCCCAACACCAGAAGAUACAUGCCCAACGCUCUCACCUCGAGAUACACAUCUCAUGACUUUGGCCAAGAACCUUCGCCCUUGGAGGAUUUCAGGCCUCUCCAACCUGAUUUUGAAUUCGGUAGUCAUGUUGGUCACUUCAAUCAAAUGACUCCAGAAAGUGCUUUGGGGGGCAAUGCUGGUCACUUCAAUCAAAUGACUCCAGAAAGUGCUUCGGGGGGCAAUGCGGAAAGCGGUCAUAUCAACUAUCAUCCCUCCGCCAUCCUUGGUGGAAAUAUUCCAACCUCUACGAUGACGAUGAACCCUGGUUUGAUAUAUCCCUCGGAUACUGGACAUCCGCAACACGGGGCCUCGCAACAACCAAGCUGGACUGAACAUCCCACUUCGGAUAGGUCACUGCUUGACGAUCAAUUCACAACGGCGAGCAGUUCAUCUUACCCUUAUCCCAUGUCCGCAAUGGAAGGAGAGAUGACUGGGGAACCCGAUCCGAGCACAACGCUGUCAGGUGCUCCGGCUUACGAUAUGACAAUCCACUCAUAUGGCCUGAAUCCCGGAUACCAAUACAGUAGUGGCCCAUCUGAUCACAGCGUGCCAACGAAUCCCCAGCGGACUUAUCACGCUCAUUUCGAUUCCCCGAUCGAAGGCAGCGAGCUUGACAAUUCUCAGCUGUUUGCUUCACAGCCCGCGUCUACAUUCAAUGACCACCCGCAUGGUACCAGGAAAUGAUGUCGAUUCAUCUAUGGGAGUUGUCCCUUUUUGUCAUUGGCUCUCUACUUCUUUGAGCGCGAAUGUUAAUCUGACUGGGACAUUUAUUAGUAUGUUAGUAGUACAAUUUUAAUCCAACGUACCUUUUCGUCUAUGGCCAUUGCGGUACAUCCGUUCAUGAUG